CAGCUUUUCUUUUAUUGGACUGUCUCCCCUUAACUGGGAAGGGCUUAUUCAAAUGUAAUAAAUAGCUUAUAAAAUAUCAGGAACUCUUAGCGUGUUGUGGAACAUAGAGGGAACAGCUUUUUAACACGAAAACUCAAGCAAUUGCUGCCAUGGCGGGGAAGCCAGUCCUUCACUACUUUGAUGGCAGGGGAAGAAUGGAGCCUAUCCGGUGGCUCUUGGCUGCAGCUGUUGUGGAGUUUGAAGAACAAUUUCUGAAAACUCGGGAUGACCUGGCAAGGUUAAGAAAUGAUGGGAGUUUGAUGUUCCAGCAAGUGCCCAUGGUAGAGAUCGAUGGGAUGAAGCUGGUGCAGACCAGAGCCAUUAUGAACUACAUUGCCUCCAAAUACAACCUCUAUGGGAAGGACAUGAAGGAGAGAGCCCUCAUUGACAUGUAUACAGAAGGUGUGGCAGAUCUGGAUGAAAUAGUUCUCCAUUACCUUUACAUUCCCCCUGCAGAGAAAGAGGCAAGCCUUGCCAAGAUCAAGGACAAAGCAAGGACCCGUUAUUUCCCAGCCUAUGAAAAGGUGUUGAAGAGCCACGGACAAGAUUUUCUCGUUGGCAACAGGCUGAGCAGGGCUGAUGUUUACCUGGUUCAAAUCCUCUACCAUGUGGAAGAGCUGGACCCCAGUGUUUUGACCAACUUUCCUCUGCUGAAGGCACUGAGGACCAGAGUCAGCGACCUCCCCACAGUGAAGAAGUUUCUUCGGCCUGGCAGCCAGAGGAAGCCUUUAGAGAAUGCGAAAUGUGUCGAAUCUGCACUUAAGAUUUUCAGUUAAUUCAGGCAUCUGUGGAUACAUAGCACCCACAAAGCCAACCUUCUAAAGUUUUCAACAAUGAAUGUUUUGACUGAAUGCUGACCCUACAUAUUGGGAAGCUGACGUGUUUUCUAAGGCUUCUGUGUUGUCAUAUACAUAUAACUUAUGAGGAAUUGUUGGGUUGCUAUUUGGUUGUAGUCAAAAUUGCAAAUAUGAUCACUUCCUCCAAUAUCACUUUGAAUUUCAAUAAAAACCAAACAAGCUUCUUAGACUCUGGAAUAUUCAAACAUUGU
Molecule: messenger RNA, 1087 nt
Organism: Mus pahari (shrew mouse)
Lineage: Eukaryota; Metazoa; Chordata; Mammalia; Rodentia; Muridae
Product: glutathione S-transferase alpha-3
Exons: 7
Coding region: 150-815 (221 amino acids)
Biological process (GO): xenobiotic metabolic process; glutathione metabolic process
Cellular component (GO): cytosol; extracellular exosome
Molecular function (GO): glutathione transferase activity
Source: RefSeq, a predicted model, not a curated record